This is a messenger RNA of Sciurus carolinensis (gray squirrel), 6689 nucleotides long. It is a transcript of the gene Fam120b, whose product is annotated as family with sequence similarity 120B. Gene Ontology annotation, cellular component: nucleus. Bases 461 to 2908 code for a protein of 815 amino acids. The record is from RefSeq and is a predicted model, not a curated record. NCBI's taxonomy places the organism in Eukaryota, Metazoa, Chordata, Mammalia, Rodentia, Sciuridae. The transcript has 10 exons.
UGGAAAUCCCACGAGCGAGGCGAUAAUCCGGGGCCCCGCAGGGCGCGCGGAGCAGACGGUCAGCGGUGGCGGGCGGGUGCGCGGCGCGCGCCCUGCGUUCGCUGCCGGGUGUCACUCGGCAGCGGCGGUCGCUCCGGGAGUGCCCUGGACCCGUAUCUCCUGCGCCACCGCAAAGACUCGUUGCUUCCCGAGGAAUCCAGCCAAUGCCAUCCAAGUAAACGCGCGCAGAAACCGAGGCCCGGGGUGUGGGAGGCUCCUUGCGGCUGCCAGUCCUCUCCAGGCGACCUGCCCUCGGCUGGGCCGGUUCUCCGCGAGUGCGCGCCGAGGAUCUGGCUCUGGCCGGCGCCUGCCGUCCUUAUAUUCCGCCGGCCGCCCGCAUGGCUAAUGAGAUGCAAAUGAACGGCCCCCCAAUCUGGCGAGAGCUGUCACAAAGGAGCCACUUUUCCAAACCCUCCUCUCAAUGGAUCGCCAAAUGAUCCUUUCCCAGAGUCCAGUUAUGGGUGUGAGAGGUUUGCAGGGGUUUGUGGGAAGUACCUGCCCACAUAUAUGCACAGUCGUCAAUUUCAAAGAGCUGGCGGAGCGCCACCGAAGCAGGCACCCUGGAAGUGCUCCUACUGUCGUGGUAGAUGCCAUGUGUUGUCUCCGCUACUGGUACACUCCAGAGUCUUGGGUCUGUGGGGGCCAGUGGCAAGAAUACUUUUCUGCUUUACGAGAUUUUGUCGACUCUUUUGCAGCUGUUGGCAUCAAGUUGGUAUUCUUUUUUGAUGGUAUGGUGGAACAGGGUAAGAGAAAUGAGUGGGUGAAACGAAGACUUAAAAACAACAGGGAAAUCUCUAGGAUUUUCCAUUACAUCAGGUCACACAGGGAGCAACCAGGCAGAAACAUGUUCUUCAUCCCUUCAGGGUUGGCUAUAUUUACACGGUUUGCUCUGAAGACACUGGGUCAGGAAACUUUGUGUUCAUUGCAGGAGGCAGACUAUGAGGUGGCUUCCUAUGGUCUCCAGCACAAUUGUCUAGGGAUUCUCGGAGAAGACACUGAUUACUUAAUUUAUGACACUUGCCCCUACUUUUCAAUUAGUGAGCUCUGUUUGGAGAGCCUCGAGACCAUCAUGCUCUGUCGAGAGAAGCUCUGUGAGAGUCUGGGCCUCUGUGUGGCAGACCUUCCCCUGCUGGCCUGCCUACUCGGCAAUGACAUAAUCCCAGAGGGCAUGUUUGAAAGCUUUCGGUUCAAGUGCUUGUCUUCCUACACUUCUGUUAAAGAGAACUUUGACAAAAAAGGGAAUAUUAUCUUAGCUGUGUCAGAUCAUAUAUCCAAAGUUCUUCAUUUGCAUCAAGGUGAGAAAAAAUUAGAAGAGAUGUUGCCUUUGGGACCAAACAGGGCUCUUUUUUAUAAAGGAGUGGCAUCAUAUCUCUUGCCAGGACAGAGCUCACCAUGGUUUUUCCAAAAACCCAAAGGUGUAAUAAUGUUGGACAAGCAAGUAAUUUCCAUGAGUUCGGACCCUGAAUCCAAGCAGGGGCUUCCCAUAAGUAUGGAGCCUGAAUCCAAACAAGACAUUCCUGUGUGUACAGAGCCUGAAUCCAAGCAAGAAGUUCCCAUGUGUACAGAUCCUCAAUCCAAGCAAGAAGUUCCCGUGUGUACAGAUCCUCAAUCCAAACAAGAAGUUCCUGUGUGUACAGAGCCUGAAUCCAAACAAGAAAUUUCCAUGUGUACAGAGCCUGAAUGUAAGCAAGAAGUUCCUACAUACAUACACCCUGAAGUCAAACAAAAAUUACCCAGAGAAACAGACCCUGACUUUAAUCUAGAAGUACCUGUGUAUACCCAUCCUGAAAUUAAAGAAGAUGACUCCAUGGAUAUGGAUGCUGGAACAAAACAAGAAAUAACCUUGGUUUCAGACCCUGAAAUCCUAAAGGUGGCCAGGAUGCAUCACGUCCAGGCAGAAAGCUACCUGGUGUACAGCAUCAUCAGUCGUGGCGAGGUCGAGUGCAGCAGCACCCUGGAGGACGAGCUCGACCAGGCCCUGCCCAGCCAGGCCUUCGUGUACCGCCCUGUCCGCCAGCGUGUCUAUGCUCUCCUGCUGGGUGGCUGCAGAGAUGACACCAGCGCUAGCCCGGCUGUCAAGGAGUGGUUCGUGUACCCUGGGAACCCGCUGCGGCACCCGGACCUCGUCAGGCCUCUGCCGAUGACCAUUCCAGGGGGAACACCCAGUCUGAAAUUCCUGUGGCUGAACCAAGAGCCGGCAGUGCAGGCCCGGCGUUUGGAUACACUCCUAGCGUGCUUCAACCUCUCCUCCUCAAGAGAAGAGCUGCAGGCCAUUGAAAGCCCACUGAGAGCUCUGUGCUGCCUCUUGAUCUACCUCUUUGUCCAGGUGGACACACUCUGCCUGGAGGAUCUGCAUGCCUUUGUUGCCCAGGCCUUGUGCCUCCAGGGAAAAUCGGCUGCGCAGCUCAUGGACCUGCAGCUUGAGUACAUCAGCCCCCGAGCUGUGCAGCUGGGGUCCCUCCUGGUCCGAGGCCUCACCACUGUGGCCCUGGUCAAUAGUGCGUGUGGCUUCCCUUGGAAGACAAGUGAGUUCAUGCCCUGGAAUGUGUUUGAUGGGAAGCUUUUCCAUCAGAAGUACCUACAGUCUGAAAAGGGAUAUUCUGUGGAGGCUCUUUUGGAACAAAAUAGAUCUUGGCUCACUAAAUUCCACAACCUGAAGGCAGUGGUCUGCAAGGCCUGCAUGAAGGAGAACCGACGCAUUGUGGGCAGAGGGCACUGGAGCUCACACCACACAGGGAGGUGGGGAAGGCAGGGCUCCGGCUCCCACAGGACAAGCUCUGCGUGCGGCCAUUCUGGGCAAGGACAGCCGUGGAGGGACCAGGGUCCAGGAAGCAGACCCCAUGAGCAGGACCAAUGGAGGAGGUACUAGUGUCCCCGUCUGCAUCCCCAGAAGCGCCAGGAGAAGCCGUCUGCUGCUGGGUCUUGCACAGGCUUCCCAGGGCUCAUGUGCUGCUGGAUCUGUCUCCUGAGUUCAAGACAAGUUUGGCUUCUGCAGUUAAAAUGAGGAGGAUGUAGCUCCUGCCCAGCCUCACCUGCAAGAAGGGAGUGACUGUGGGGCCAGAGUUUCCUUGAGAAGGGAAAACACCCUUUGCCAGCGGCUUCUCCUGUGGGUCUCCUCACGGGUGUGCCGAUCGCACGGCCCAGAGCAGUCAUCGUUCACUUUGGCAUUGUGUGACCAGUAAGUGGGGGUCUUAAGUGCACCCUGCUCUUUAAUUGGACACUAGAUUGUGAGGAUGCUUUCCACAUUGCCGCACAGUGUGGAAAAGUGGUGUCUAACAGCAUGUGGUAUUUCAUGAACUGUUUUCUCAUUGGAAUUCUGACAGGUUUCCAACUCUUUCUUCUCUUGGUUCUUGGAAAUAUUUGAAAGAAAGGAAGAAACAACUGGGCACUGUGGCCACGCCUGUAAUCCCAACAACUCGGGAGGCUGAGGCAGGAGGAUUACGAGUUCAAAGCCAGCUUCAGCAACUUAGAGAGACCCUGUCUCAAAAUUAAAAAAAAAAAAAAAAAAAGACUUUUUUAAAAAUCGGGAGCUGGAGGUGUGGCUCAGCAUUUGUACCAAAAAAAGAAAAGAGAGAAAGAAGAAAGGGAAGGAACAAGUCCACGUGCCCUCCCGCUGGGUCAGGACAGGAGUGGGGCUCAUGGUCAAGUUGCCUUCUCAGUUCUUUCAGCAGUGCAUGGGAGGGCAGGCUGGUUCCCAGUGACCAGAGGGGAGCUGGGCAGUGCCUCCGGGGGAUGAUACACUGGGUGCUCUUCACCUGUGAGUGGUGACGAGCUUUUGUUUUUUCAAAAUGUUUUUAAAUGAAUCCAAGUUCAGAGUAACCCUUUCUACAGGAGAAUUAUCAGAUAACCCCAGAAUUGGAAAUUGGAUCCCCACACACUGGGAGCUUCACCUCUGGGGAGCGGAGGUGGAAAGCACCUGGGUGGGACUGAGAAGACAGCAUCUUAUAACUCAGACUUGCUGCCUGUCUCCACUGGGGCCUGAGAGCUGACCGCCCCUGCCGGGGUCCCUCCCAGGCCACAGCGCAGCUCUGGAGAUGCUUGAUUCUCUCAGGAAACACUCCCUUCUGGUUCCUGGAAGACACACCCUUCUGAUUGCUGCUGGGUUUAAGCUCAAAACAAGCCCCCAGGCACACUGACCCCCAGGUUCCCCUCUGCACCUGGUGGAGGACCCUGCCCAGCAGCUCCCUGGGCUCAGUGCCCUGCUUAUCUUGUACUCAGCAGCGCAGGAUGUGGGCUCCAAACUUCUGUGCACAUCUGUACUUCUUAGGUCUGAAAACCCAGGCGCCCCUUGGUCCAGCUCACGGCUGAGGGUGUUCAGAGGUGGUUGUGCUUCACUCAAGCCCAUCACAGCAUCUACGGCUCUGCUUCCUGGCUGUGGGGAUGGGCGUUGCCCACUCUGUGGGUGCUACACACCUGAGUACCCCCCUCCUGCCCGUUCUCUGUUGCUCCUUGGAAACCACAGCUGCCUCUAGAAAUCCUCUUUCUUUGCUGCUUAUGUGUGUUUCUGUGAAGUAAAUUUCUCGCCCCUUAGACUGAGAAUGGACUUCUGAGAAAGACAUUUCCCUUCAUAAUACCUAAAUUCUGACUUGUCAAUAAAGUAUUUGUUCAGUUCACAAGCUUAAGUUAUCUGUUGUGUUCAUGUGAACCUCAUUCCAUUUGAACACCAAUGCGCUAGGUGUUCUGUAAUCUUAAUGUUGUUUAUAAGUUUUUUCUGAGUCCAGUUUUCUGAUAGAAUCUAUCAAUUUUAAAUUGCAGAGAUUGUUUUGAUUACUCAUAAUUCAUAUUUUUUUAUUUGGAAGACAUUUCAACAUCCAGUUAAUCAGGAUCUUUGUGAAGAAAGGAAGGCAUUUGGGAGACCUGUGCCCCCAUGGACAGGCACAGGCAGACCUCCCGGGGAGGUGCAGGCACUGGACAGGCCUGUGUGUCUGGAGUGGGCUGAGACUGCAUUUCCUGCAUUUGUAUUAUUGAGAAAGUGUCCUCUAGAGUCAAGUGAACUUGUUUAGGACCAGAGGUGUUCAGAAACAUUUCUUUACCUAAUAUUCCACAAAUGACACUCUGCCACUGCAUGGGCGGUGUUUGGUUUGGAUGUGAGGUGUUCCCCAAAAGCUCACAUGUGACACAAUGCAAGGUGUGGAGGAGAAAUGGCCGGUUCAUAGCCUUGACCUAAUCAGUGAAUUAGUCCUUGAUGGGAUUAACUGAGUGGUGGCUGGAGGCAGGUUGGGCGUGGCUUCGGGUAUAUAUUUUGUAUCUGGAGGGUGGACUCUUUCUCGGCUUUCUGAUGAUGUGAGCUGCUUCCUCUGCCACGCUCUUCCGCCAUGAUUCAAGCCCAGAGGAAUGGAGCCAGCCUUCUGUGGACUAAGACCUCUGAAACCGUGAGCCCUCAAAUAAACUCUUUCUCCUGUAUAACUGUGCUGGUUGGGUCCUUUUAAUCACAGCAAUGAAAAAGCUGACUAAAACAUGGUCAUAUGUGUCUAUUUGCGAAAAUUGAUGUAAAUAGAGGGCAUGUUAUCAUAUGUAUCCAAAAUUUUGACUGAUGCUGUCAAAUUACGUUCAGACACAGAGGUGCCCUUGUGCUCUGUCCUCACUUGUCAGUCACUGCUGGGUGCAGAUGGCCAGCCACCUGUGCUUGCCACUCUCCUGCAGCCUUUGGACUGGUGUCACUGUGCGUCACCCAGAACUGAAUGUGAGACCACUGAGGUGGUCUCUGUCCACCAGCCAUGCCUGGGCUCCCGCCUGUGGCUCCUGCCUGGGGAAUCUGCCUGCAAAGGCUGGUUAGUCAUCUUCUCAGUGUGGCUUCUGGAUUCUCAGGACACGUGUCUCCAGAGCAGGAGAGCCCGGCAGCAGACCCGGCACCCACAUAAUCCUGCCUCAGAAGUCCCGCAGCAUCUCGUCCCUGCCCUCCUGUCCCCUAGGAUCAGAACAGGCCUGUCCACAUUCAGGAGAUGAAGCCGACACUGGCUGCAGGGAGCAGGUUCUGUGGCCAGCCUCCCAGUCGUCCCCUCACACUCAGCAGCAGACUGAAUCUCGCGCCAUCCCGCUGCUGCCCACCUGCCUUGCCGCUGCCCUUCAGCCUCCUCAGGACUUCGGCUCUCCGCCCUCGUGACCUCAGCUCCAGACACUUCUCUGUAUUUCGCGCUGGUGGCCCAUCAGCCCGUCCCUCGUACCUUUCCGAGAGGAACGGGUACUCUAGCAAAAUGAGCUCUUCGUUUAGCAAGAAUGCAAGGAGUAAGCAAAGUCAGUAAAAUGUACAGUUAUUGCCAGGCAGUUACUAACUAAAAGCAAAUUAAGCAAAAAUAAUUGGAAACCAAAGUCCCAGGUUGUCACAAGGAAAGUGAUUAGUGUUUCUGGGUAAUGUGGUAAAAAGGCAUACUAUUUGUCUUAUUCAGAAGCUAGGUUCUGUCAGAUCCGAUGUAUACUAAGAUGUAUGCUACAGUGUGUCUAAAAUGUAGGAAAAUACAAGUUUUUUAAGAGGACAGUCAUAGUUUUUAAUCUUUAUGCUGGAAUCAUAAGUCAAAAUUUUAAGUAAAUACAAGGAGAAAUAGAUAUAAUGUUUAAUGCACAUUUCUCUCAGAAAUCAACGUGUCAGGUAGACCAAGAAUAAUAAUAAAGAAUGAUGACAUUUGAACAAGUCAGUGGUCAAGUUUGCUUUA